UUGAAAUUACGCUUUUUUUUGUAAAAAACUGGAAACGCUUACAAUAGAAUCUUUAGAUCUAUGAACAUCUCGUAUCACCAUAUUGGUGUUGUAAUUGAUAACAUGACACCAGAUGUCGUCGACUCGCCGUUUCGGUUGUGUUUUUCCAGAAAUUGCUUCGUUUUUUCCCUGACGUCUAUAUAAAUACUGGAGCAUAAAACACAGUCAGUAUAUAGAUCAGCGGAAUCUUUCUCCAUAUUUCGCUAUAAUGAUAUACCACUUAACUGGAUACACCACGGUUCGAGCUUCGUUCAUACAGUUAUGUUGCCCUUGAAUAUCGCUGGGAAUGUGGCUAUUUUAAUCUAGCGUUAAUGUAACAUCAUGGCGAGCAAUUUGUUGAAAGAAAUGGGGAAUAAAGAGAGCAUGAAUCUCACUGAAUGCGAUACAAGUUCGGUUCACGCCGAAAGCAGCGAGGCAAAACGUGUUCAAGAGCGUACUAUCGCAGGUCUACCUACAAAGGGGCCAACUCAAUUCUCCAAAUCUGCAGAUGGUAGAAAACCUGUAAACGACGGUCAGUUGCAACAGCAGCAAAUGAUUAGCCAUCCAAGUUUUAACCAAGAAAUGGCUAAAGACUAUUUGCAAAGCUAUGCUAACCUACAACAGCCCAUGUUUUCUACAUCUGGUUUUGCAAAUGGUGGCUCUGCAUUCCCCGGAUCAAUUAUUCCACCAAUGUUGGUUCAGCAGCCCAUGCAAGUACCUGGAAACAUGCCGGGAAUGUUUCAAACUGGAUUCAUGUACCAAGCAUUACCUGAGCAGAAAACAAGUUUCCCUAAGUCAUAUUAUUUUCCACCCUUCACAAAGGGUUCGCUUAUCAUGCUCCCUACUGGUGGAUUGAAACCCAUUGAAGACCUUAAAACCGCAGACUUUAUCGAAAGUGCUAAAGUGUCAAAACAGCUUAGUUUGGAAACCUGUAAGAUUGCUAAAAUUCAGGAUGUACCAAAUAGCCCAAUUACUCUUAUUGGUUUUGCUGUAGAAAGUUAUGAGAAGGAGGUUUUGGUAGAAAAGCCAUCAGAUCAUCCGUUUUAUGUCUACGACCAAGGCUGGGCUUCCUGCAAGCCUGAUGUAACUUUGGCGCAGUAUGGGUUGUCAUGCCAACUGCUAAAGGUUGGUGACCUGUGCUUAUUCCUUUCGGAUAGGAUCGACAAUAGAUCGGACAGGCCAACUGGCCUUGAAAUAAAAACGUCUGUGGACGACGUGGCGGGAAGAAAGCAGCUGAAUUUCGGAGAACAAAACAAGUUUUUGACUUCACAAAGUGCCAACGGUAAAGAAGCACUUAUUGAAGGGCAAACCGGCAGUAAAACUGCGCCGGAAUUGGGGGGGAAGAAAAGUUCUUCAUUUGAAAAUACAGACAAAUCGAACGAAGACACUUUGGGGCAACCGGUUGGAAAGAAAGCGAAGCUGGACAUCAUGAAUAGUAAAACUACUCAAGAUGCUUUAAAAAAUUGAUUAUUUCAAUUAUUUUAGAUAUUUUAUGAAAAAAAUUCAGGUGAUUCGUUACAUAUGCUCGGGUUGGAGAAGAUGUUGGAAUGGUCAGUUUAUAUUUAUACUCGAUUAGUGUUUGUGAACGCGGAAAGUCUCCAGGCACGCGGGACCGAAGGCAAGGAGUAGCACACUAGAGUUUUUGUAAAACAUCGGCAGUUGAAAUUCUUCUUGUGUUUUCGUUGGCUUCAUUGUCUAAAGCAGAUUAAUUAACGGCAUGCAGUGCAACCAAGUGCAACCUUUCAAAUAAAAAGGUGUAUUUCCCCCCUUGCCCCUGCUGGCAGCUGCCCCCCCCUGCCCCAAGUUUUGGUGUGCCUGGAAGCCCCCUCUUAGACUCGGUUCGACCAACCUUGGACAUAAUUCAAGAAAAUCCCUGUACUGUUACAUAUUUCAUUGUAUCUCUUUUAUUCUAUAUGUAGUUAUAGUAUUAAAAAUACUGGUAUCUCGGUAUUUUAACUUUCUCAAUUUGGGAGUAUAGGUUGUACAUAUAAUUAUAGUUGAUAUAUAAUAUAUAUAGCUGGUAUUAUAGAUUUAUAGAAGUACAAA
Messenger RNA from Dendronephthya gigantea, 2064 nucleotides. RefSeq lists its product as uncharacterized. The transcript has 3 exons. Gene Ontology annotation, biological process: regulation of DNA-templated transcription. The coding region runs from base 361 to 1485 and encodes 374 amino acids. Lineage: Eukaryota; Metazoa; Cnidaria; Anthozoa; Malacalcyonacea; Nephtheidae. Gene Ontology annotation, molecular function: protein binding; RNA binding. The record is from RefSeq and is a predicted model, not a curated record.